AUGGGAGCCGAGGUUGUCGCCCCCCCGUCCGUCGUCAAGGCGGACAUCAACUAUUACCUCGAGAUCGCCGACGGUGGCACCGACACCAUCUACCCCGGCACGGCUAAGGACAAGCUGCGACCGGGCAACCUAGUCCCUAUGGAUAUCACGGACCUGCGGGAAUGUAGCGAGGAGUUCACUUUGGAUACUCACGGCUUCCAGUUCGUGCCGCACAAGAGUGCCGAGUCAAACUUUACCGACGAUGCUACGAUCAAGCGCGUCGUAUACCCCGAGGCGGCCGAGUUGCUGAAGAGCGUGACCGGAGCCACCCGGGUCCAUCCGUUUUCCCACCUCGUCCGUCGCCAGCGGUGGGAGACGGCCGUCGAGGCCGCCAAAAACGCUGAGCCGACUGAGAUUAUCCCAAUCAUGACGCCGUCGCUACUCUGCCACGUCGACCAGUCCUACGACGGCGCUCAGCAGGUCCUCGACCAGAACUUCCCGGCAGAGGAGGCCGCGCGCUUCCGUAAGACCCGCUGGGCCAUCACCAACAUCUGGCGGCCGAUCGGGAGUCCGGCGCUGCGCGACCAGCUAGGAGUGUGCGACGCCCGGUCCUGCGACGAGGGGGACCUGCGCAAGGUGUUCGCGGUGCUGCCGGGCUCGGGUGCCGGCAGCCGCGUGUCGCGCGGUAAGGGCUUCGAAGUCUUCAACGUAGCCCACAACGAGAAACACAAGUGGUACUACGCCUCGCGCAUGACGCCCGAUGAGACCCUCAUGAUCAAGUGCUACGACUCGAAGCUCGACGGAACCGCGCGUCGGACUCCGCACACGGCCUUCCAGACCAAGUUCGACGUCGGCCCGCCCCGCCAGAGCAUCGAGGAUCCCGAGUAA
This is a messenger RNA of Durotheca rogersii, 867 nucleotides long. RefSeq lists its product as uncharacterized. Bases 1 to 867 code for a protein of 288 amino acids. The record is from RefSeq and is a predicted model, not a curated record. Gene Ontology annotation, molecular function: oxidoreductase activity. Lineage: Eukaryota; Fungi; Ascomycota; Sordariomycetes; Xylariales; Xylariaceae. The transcript has 4 exons.